CUGACAUCCCAGGAGCCAGCAGGGCCAGGGCAGGAUGGAGCGAAGACGCAUCACCUCUGCACGUCGCUCCUAUGCCUCCUCCGAGACGGUGGUCAGGGGCCGCCACCUGGGCACCAUCCCACGCUUCUCUCUGGCUCGAAUGCCUCCUCCGCUCCCUACCAGGGUGGACUUCUCCCUGGCCGGGGCUCUCAAUGCUGGCUUCAAGGAGACUCGGGCCAGUGAGCGCGCUGAGAUGAUGGAACUCAACGACCGCUUUGCUAGCUACAUCGAGAAGGUCCGCUUCCUGGAACAGCAAAACAAAGCGCUGGCCGCUGAGCUGAACCAGCUUCGCUCCAAGGAGCCCACCAAACUGGCAGACGUCUACCAGGCAGAGCUGCGGGAGCUGCGGCUACGGCUGGACCAGCUUACUUCCAACAGUGCCCGGUUGGAGGUGGAGAGGGACAAUCUGGCACAGGACCUCGGCACCCUGAGGCAGAAGUUCCAAGAUGAAACCAACCUGAGACUGGAGGCCGAGAACAACUUGGCUGCCUAUAGACAGGAGGCAGAUGAAGCUACCAUCGCCCGUCUGGACCUGGAGAGGAAGAUUGAGUCGCUGGAGGAGGAGAUACAGUUCUUGAGGAAGAUCCAUGAGGAGGAAGUUCGAGAACUCCGGGAGCAGCUGGCUCAACAGCAGGUCCACGUGGAGAUGGAUGUGGCCAAGCCAGACCUCACAGCAGCCCUGAGAGAGAUCCGAACUCAAUAUGAAGCAGUGGCCACUAGUAACAUGCAAGAGACAGAGGAGUGGUAUCGGUCCAAGUUUGCGGACCUCACAGACGCUGCUUCCCGCAAUGCAGAGCUGCUCCGCCAGGCUAAGCACGAGGCUAAUGACUAUCGCCGCCAACUGCAGGCCCUGACUUGCGACCUGGAGUCUUUGCGCGGCACGAAUGAGUCCCUAGAGAGGCAAAUGCGUGAACAAGACGAGCGCCACGCGCGGGAGUCGGCGAAUUAUCAGGAGGCGCUUGCCCGGCUGGAGGAGGAGGGCCAAAGCCUCAAGGAGGAGAUGGCUCGCCACCUGCAGGAGUAUCAAGAUCUACUCAAUGUCAAGCUAGCCCUGGACAUCGAGAUUGCCACCUAUAGGAAAUUGCUAGAAGGCGAGGAAAACCGCAUCACCAUCCCUGUACAAACUUUCUCCAACCUGCAAAUCCGAGAAACCAGCCUGGACACCAAGUCCGUGUCAGAAGGACACCUCAAGAGGAACAUCGUGGUAAAGACAGUGGAGAUGAGGGAUGGUGAGGUCAUUAAGGAGUCCAAGCAGGAGCACAAGGAUGUGAUGUGAGGUGUGCCCACCUGGUGGCCCCUGCCAUACAGUGUGAGGGGCCCAGAGCUCCUCCUCAGACAGUCCUGUUCCCUUCCACAUCUGCAUCCCCUUCCCUCUGUUUUUAUGCCUGUCUGCCGGGGCUCAGUCCUUCCUGAGCCUGACAGAUGGUACAUACCCUUGCGCCUUCAACUAACAGGAUACUCACCCCAAAGGGGCAGUCAGGAGGGGAGGGGCCAGCAGCUGAUUAGAAUUGGAAGGAAAGAGGAAAGUUGGGCAGAGCAGGGAGCCUUAACAAAUCAUUUCCUUCAUCCUUGUUGUUAUGGAAACUGUUGCCAGAGCUGGUGGUCUCUGCGAAUUGGACUUUGAGUUUCCACUGGCUGCUGGAGGAAGACAGGAAGUCCAACAGAAAGGGGAGGUCCCAAGGCAAAGCAGCUCUAGCCAGAGACUUAUGCUUCCAGAAUAGCCCUGACUGAUCCAGGAGUGGGUGGGGCAGACCUGCUACCUGGAAUGGCCACUGAGGCAGGCCUAAGGCCCCUUCAGAGUGAUGACUUGUGUCUCAGCCCUAUUGAGUUGCCGCUCAGGUCAGCAGCCUGUGAGCAUGUGGGAACUUGGUUCUCAGCACUUGGGGGGAUCUAUAGCAUAAGUGGAGAAGGAAAUAGUACUGCGAGACAGUAGAGGUGAGGUGCCUGGCCCCUAAGUAUGGAUGCAGAGAGGUCAAGCCCAAGAAGGCUCCCCUACUCGGCUGGAGGAGCACCAGCAGAUGAUCCGGGCAUUGGAGUUGGAAGUUGUAGGCAACCAGUUACACUUGGCUCUGAGUCCUGGGAAUCAAGGAGAUGACUCAUUCUCCUGAAGACACUGAAACAGGAGAGAGAGACUUCUGUCCACUGGGCAGGGUACAGCUGUGUCUCAGGUGUCAAGGUCUAUUCCUGGCUGCAUAGUCCCCAUCCACUCAGUUCUCUGCCCCCCCCCACUGCUACUUUGUAACCCUGGUGAAAUCACAACCAUCCUUUUGAGGCUCUCCAUCCCAUAAUUACUAGCUGUUGUUCUCCAAGCAAGGGGCCUGUGUCCUUUUUUAUGCAUGUUACCUAUAUUUUAGCCAUCAUCCUAUUUGACAACUUGGGAAAUUGAGGCAGGAGCCUGGUAGACUGGUUUGUGUCCCAGCUGCUUAGAGGCAACUUGGGACUACACUUCCACACCGGAGCACCCGCUCUUGGACUGGUUGGUGGGGAAUUGUGCCCGGCAAUGGGGCUGAAAGUUCCACUCCAUUGUCCUUUCCUCCCCUCUAAGGUCAAAACAGGAAAAUGGGCCCCUCCUCCUCCUAGGACAUUGUACCCUCUCCUUCCACUCCUUGCUGCCUCUGCUACCCUCUGCUGUCACCUUUAUUCACUAAGAAGAAAUAAAGACGUGUGUCAUAGCCUUCCA
Messenger RNA from Mesocricetus auratus (golden hamster), 2719 nucleotides. RefSeq names its product glial fibrillary acidic protein (gene Gfap). The coding region runs from base 35 to 1315 and encodes 426 amino acids. Gene Ontology annotation, molecular function: structural constituent of cytoskeleton. Gene Ontology annotation, biological process: regulation of chaperone-mediated autophagy; intermediate filament organization. Gene Ontology annotation, cellular component: intermediate filament; cell projection; cytoplasm. Lineage: Eukaryota; Metazoa; Chordata; Mammalia; Rodentia; Cricetidae. The transcript has 9 exons. The record is from RefSeq and is a predicted model, not a curated record.